This is a messenger RNA of Pseudonaja textilis, 2408 nucleotides long. It is a transcript of the gene SETD4, whose product is annotated as SET domain containing 4. NCBI's taxonomy places the organism in Eukaryota, Metazoa, Chordata, Lepidosauria, Squamata, Elapidae. Gene Ontology annotation, molecular function: protein-lysine N-methyltransferase activity; protein binding. Gene Ontology annotation, biological process: peptidyl-lysine monomethylation; peptidyl-lysine trimethylation. The record is from RefSeq and is a predicted model, not a curated record.
GAGUAAAGCCUGGUGACUUCUGGGUUUGAAAGUACAAGAUAGCUGAAGUCGGAAAGGAAAAACGUGGUUGUAGGUUGGGGAUAUUAAAGCGCGAAUUGGCUGCGGGAGACUUGAAGUUUCUGCACAAAUUUCCAAAUAAUUUUAAAAUGAAGAAAGGCAGAGGUCGAACUUACCGAAAGAGACACAGAAAACAAUCUACAGCUUUUUCUUCAAGUAAUGUAAAUUUGAGUUAUAAAAAUGAAUAUAUAAUUCUCAAGAAGUGGUUGAAAGAAAAAGGCUACAAGAAUAAUAAUUUAACUCCAGCAGUGUUUUCAGAAACAGGAAGGGGAUUGAUGACCACAAAAACACUUCAGGCUGAAGAAUUGAUUAUUUCUUUGCCUGAAAACUGCUUGCUUACUUCCAAUACUGUACUGAACAGUUACCUCAGAGAAUACAUUUUAAAAUGGAAGCCUCCAAUUUCUCCUGUGAUAGCAUUAUGUUCCUUUUUAAUAACAGAGAAGUGGUUCCAUAGGAAAUCUGUGUGGAAACCAUACCUGGAUCUCUUACCUGAAACAUAUACCUGUCCUAUUUAUUUGGAACAAGAAACACUGAACCUUUUCCCUGAGCCCUUGAGAAGAAAGGCUCUCGAGCAACGAUCAUUGAUCCAGGACCUUUUUGCUUCUUCAAAGCGAUUUUUCUCUUCUUUGCAGCCUUUAUUUUCUGAAGAUGUGGAGAUUAUUUUUAACUUCAGUGCUUUCCAGUGGGCUUGGUGCACUAUAAAUACAAGAACAGUGUUUAUGAAACAUUCACAGAAAGACUGUUUUUCCAGAGAACCAGAUAUUUAUGCUCUAGCUCCAUUUCUGGAUCUGCUAAAUCACAAUCCAAAGGCCCAGGUGAAAGCUUCAUUUAAUGAAAAUACAAAAUGUUAUGAAAUAAAAACACAUCUAGGCUAUCAGAAAUACAAAGAAGUAUAUAUUUGUUAUGGCCCUCAUGACAACCAGCGACUACUUCUAGAAUAUGGUUUUGUGGCUUCUGAUAAUCCCCACAGCUGUGUGCAUGUUAGUACAGAUACAUUGCUUAAAUAUAUUUAUUCAGAAGACAAACAGAAAUCUAUGAAACUUUUCAUUUUACGAGAGCACAAGUUGUUAGAUGAUCUGACGUUUGGCUGGGAUGGACCAUCUUGGACACUUCUUACAGCCCUUAAAUUGUUAUGUCUUGAAGCAGAUGAAUUUACUUUAUGGAAAAAAGUAGUGCUUGGAGAUGUUGCUUCAAGGAAGAAUGAAGAAAAGAGUGUGGCUUUUGCAACAAAAAUAUGUAUGUCAUUGAUGGAAGAAACUCAGCAUGUACUUCAGAAGAUUUCAGUUUUAAAAAAUCAUUAUGAACAUCUUGUGAAUCAACUGGGUUUGGUGGAAGCAUUGCAUACAGAAAAUCUAAGAAUCCUGCAGCUUUCAUAUGAGAUUCUUCAGCAUUUAUCCUCCACAACCAUGUAAUUUUCCCAAAACAAAAUUGUGCUAGUCCCUGCAACAAUAAAACAACUUAAUAUUCAGCGUGAACAUUUUGUAAAAUAUAAACAGAAGAAACAAACAAACCAAGAAUGCAUAGAUCUUUAAAGUCCUUUAAGUAAGACUGCAUUAAUCAGAGAGAAAACAUUGGACCAAAACAUUUUAAAAAGGGCAAUAAUGAGGCCAAAAGGAUAUGUAGUCUAAACGAUGAUUUAGAGCAAUGUUUAUUAACCUUCCCACUUUUAAAAAAAUAUAGAGGUCCUCAAAAAGUUUUUGUUUGCAUGGACUAUUAUUUACCAAUGUUCACCAUCUUAAAAAUUAAAAUUGAUGCAUUUGCUGAUGCUACCUAUUCUCACAAUUAGUCAAUGGGAUUUUAAUAUUCUUUUUCAGAAUAGGCUGGCAAAUUGCUUUUGUGGAUCUCUAAGACAGUCUUGGGGUACUCCCAGAACUCUUAGGAUCACAACACCUUUCUUCAGAGAAAUUAAUUUCAUUUUCAUGAAGUAGAACAGGGAUGUUAAACUCGCGGCCGAUGGGCCUGAUGCAUCACACAGGCCAUGUUCACGUCCAGUUUAGCAAAGGGGAGCAAAAGUCACGAUAUGUCAUGUGACGCUGCCGUGAUGACAUGAGUUUGACACCCCUGAGGUAAAAUUUCUUCAGCAAUGGUGGAAUAUGAAAGGCUGAUGGAAAAUAAUGGAAAUUGCUUCCCCUCUGAAACACCAUCUUUUUAUCUCUGCUUGUUUACUUAUUAAGGAAAGUCAUCUGAAUUUUAACUUCUUUUAGACUGCUGAUGGAUUUAGAUUCUGGCUACCCCUUUGAUACAUGUUGACCUGGAGUAGAUAAACUGGACUUCUUGAGAGAUAUGGACUAGAGAAAUAAUUACAUGAAGUUUGUUAGGAGCCUUCAUUUGGUUCUUGAAAAACACUAGAU